Drosophila bipectinata is the source of this 3552-nucleotide messenger RNA. It is a transcript of the gene Syn1, whose product is annotated as Syntrophin-like 1. The record is from RefSeq and is a predicted model, not a curated record. Gene Ontology annotation, cellular component: dystrophin-associated glycoprotein complex; intracellular anatomical structure. Gene Ontology annotation, molecular function: protein binding; structural molecule activity. Lineage: Eukaryota; Metazoa; Arthropoda; Insecta; Diptera; Drosophilidae.
GUAUGGAACACAACGCAACACUUUCUAACGGUAACGGUUACGGGUCGGAUGCGCGAUUUCCACCAGAGUAGAGCCACCGUCACCGCACCGCCGCCGCCACACAAACAAUAAUAAUGAAAAGCGCCAGACAAAAACCAAAAGCUAAUUGGCCGCAAACCGCUAAGUGAUUAAUUCAUAUCGACUGCCAAACGCGUAAAUAUUUGCAUAUCAAUCGACGAAGUUUUCCGGACUAGCGAGAUAGAAAUUAAAUAAAACCCAAGCACUGCCCAGUAGUGUAAUAAAAUCAAAAUAAAUUGAAAGCAAAAAAUCCUUAGUACACUUACACGGACAUCCCCGCCGCCGAGUGUGUGUGUGUGAGUGACUCUUUGUGUGUGUUGGUGUGUGCGCAUGCGCCAGCUGGAGUUUCUGUGCAUUAAUUGCUUUCUGCCAGCCAUUUGAAGUUGCAAUUGCGAUACGAUCGGACGCCUGUGUUGGCGGUUGCCAUGUAGAGCCUCCACAUCUCAGCCUGCAACCAAAGCCAGAGCGGAGUCAUGGUGGAAUCUUCGAGCCUGGGGCGGACCCCGCCCUCGGCCCAGCAGCCCAUUCCGCAGCAGCAUUCCCCCUCGCCAUCGGGAAUGCGGUGCGGCAAUAUGGAGACGCGGGUGCGCGGUGCCUGGUACCGCGUCCUGGUCACCCUCGAAACGGACUUUCUAGCCGUCAGCCUGGACGAGUCCUGUGAGGCGUCUCAGCAAUCCAAUGAUGGACAAUCGACAACUUUAAAUGGAACUUUGGGGAGCAAUCACAGUGGCGGAGGCGGUGGAGCCGGCGGAGGCGGGUCUGGUGCCUCCGGACAGAAUGGUGGCCUGCCCAACUCCGCCUCCCUGCAGGGCAUGAGCGGUGUGCCCGACACCGAGCUGGACGGAUCGACGGUGGGCAACGACAAUGGUGACCUCUGCCUGAACAACAACAACAAUGCCGGCGACGGGGGCGGCAUGGAUAUGUGCGACGUACCUGACCAUGUGGCCAAUCAGAAGCGGCAUGUGCGCAUCAUCAAGUCGGACAACAACGGCCUGGGCAUCUCGAUCAAGGGCGGACGCGAGAACCGCAUGCCAAUCCUGAUUUCAAAGAUAUUCCGGGGCAUGGCCGCCGAUCAGGCCAAAGGACUGUAUGUGGGCGAUGCCAUCCUGACGGUGAACGGCGAGGAGCUGCGCGACGCCACCCACGACGAGGCGGUGCGCGCCCUCAAGCGCUCCGGUCGUGUGGUGGAUUUGGAAGUUAAAUUCCUCCGCGAAGUGACGCCCUACUUCCGGAAGGCAAGCAUCAUCUCCGAAGUGGGCUGGGAGCUCCAGCGCGCUUUCCUCUGUCCUCUGGGACCGGGCGUUCCCACCUCUCCGCCGGCACCAAAAACGACACCUCGGGCGGAUACUCGAUAUAUUCCCCUCCAGCUGACACAUUUGGCCAGGAAUCUCAAAUACAUCGAUCCAGAGAACCGCUGCUUCGAGUUGCACUCCCCGGACGGAGUGCAUUCGUGCAUCCUGCGAGCCGCGGACUCGGCGGAGGCCCUCGUCUGGUUCAACGCCCUCCACUCGGCCAUGGGCAACAGCACCCAACGGGCCUUAGCAGAGGCCAAUCGGGCCCUGACCAAUCUCAUUGGCGAACUGAAGCACAUUGGCUGGCUGAGCAAGCGGAUGAAUGGCGGCGGCAGCUCCGGUAGCGCCGGCGGCGGAGCAGCCAGUGGGGGCAGUGCCACCUCCACUAGCGGCGUGGCCGGCGAGCUGGUAAGUCCCAGCGGCCGUUCCAGUUCGGAGAGCUCCGAUGAAAGCGACAAGUGGCUGCCCAUUUUCGUGGCAGUGACGGAACGAGAGUUCCGAAUAUACGAGAGUGCUCCCUGGUCCGUGGAGGCCUGGAGUCGUCCCCUGGAAAUCUACGCCCUGGCCACGACACGUCUCGCUGGAGCUGGGAACAACUCCUCGCUAAAUGGCCAGCAGACAACGGUGUUCUGUGUGCGUUGCGGCACCGCCCGUGGGGUCCUGGUCUACUGGCUGCGCUCGGAGACGCAUAGGGAUAUGGCUUCGUGGGCCAGGGCUCUGGUCCAGGGCUCCCAUCAGGCGGUCAACUACCAGAGGGAGUUCUCGUUCCGCUGCCUAUACCAGGGACGGCAGUGUCAAUUGGUUGUGCACAUAAAUCGUGGCUUCUUUCUGUACGAUUGCGGGGGAUUCGCUCCAACAACUCCGACAGCGGCGGUGGCCACCACCAAGACGCAGCUCUGGCAGUUUGCCUUCGACAAGCUGAAGGGGUCGGCUGAUGAUGGCAACAGGAUGUUGUAUCUCGACUUUGGCGAAGAUGGCGAAAUUGAACUGGACAUGGAGUGCUGCCCCAAGCCGGUGGUCUUUGUUGUCCACAAUUGUCUGUCGGCCAAGGUUCAUAAUAUUGCCUAGAAGAAGGUGCCGUUAAAUGGGACAAGCUGCUAAUUGUUGAUGUUUUGGGUGUAACUGAUGUAUGGAUAUUAUUUAUUGUUUGAUCAUUAUUCGAGAUUUGUUAUUCUCCGCCCCCGGAACGGGCCUAACAUUUAAAUAAUUCUGUAGAGUAAUGUAUUUCGUUUAUGUAUUUCUAUAAGUGCAAUAUUCUGUUAACUCUGUCAAUUAAAUAAGAUAACUUUGAAGCAAUGAUUAACCCGUUUCACAUUUGGUUUGCUUCGCGUUAUACUUGAAUUUUUUGAGCAGCCGAAAAGCAGGCCACCAAAUGUUUCCCAUUGAAAUCAUUAAUUUAAAAUUAUGCCUAAAAUAGUAACAUUUAUAGACAUGUCAGCCCUACCAAGAUGUACGACUUAGCUUAAAUAGCAGUAAAAGGUUAGUUAGUGGUAGAUGAGUGAGCAUUUUGUGCUUCCUGAUGGCUAUGGGAAUGGAUUAGUUCGGUAGGUUUAGCUGGAUGGCAAAGACAGAGUAGAUUUUUGAACAAAAAAUAAAACAAAACAAUGCAAAAACCACAAAGCACAAACCAAAUAAAUAUAAAAGACAAUUAAGAUGAAAGAAAAAAACUUUAUUUAAAUUAUAAGUAGACAUAAAUUCAUUUUAUACAUGUGUCAUUUAUACAAGAUACCAUCUAAAGUGAAAUCGAAGGAAACGGAAAACGAAAAGUAAUUCUAUAAACUUUACAACAUUUGCAUAAACGUUGAACAAUAAUUACCAUAAUUGUACUUAACUAAAUGUAUCUUGUAUCUAAACGAAGCACACAUAUCUCGAUGGCCACUUUCAGGCGGCACUGAUAUCGAUCGUGGACUAGCCUCCUAACUAAAUCAUACAAAUAAUCUAGUUAUCCAACCAAUAUAUUCAAGGACAUUUCGCAAUUUCCCCAAAAACUCUCCAUGUACAAGCCAUCGAUCAUAUGCAAUUAUUAUAUAAAUUUAUAUCAACAUAUAACAUGUGACAUACUCAUUUUAUGAAAUUAGAAAUUUCGUUAUAGACAAGGAUGAAAUGAAAAUGGUAAUGUAAUGACAAAAUCAAUAAGAAUAUUAAUGAAAAAAAUCAUAAGACGUACAAUAUUUUUAACGUAAGUAGUGUUGAAUCUUCGAUA